This is a messenger RNA of Psilocybe cubensis, 1995 nucleotides long. RefSeq lists its product as uncharacterized. The record is from RefSeq and is a predicted model, not a curated record. The coding region runs from base 1 to 1995 and encodes 664 amino acids. The transcript is spliced from 13 exons. Lineage: Eukaryota; Fungi; Basidiomycota; Agaricomycetes; Agaricales; Agrocybaceae.
AUGGGGGGAUAUCAGAUAUCUACUCCGUAUGAUGAAGUGACAGCGGCAAAGUUUCAGGCGCUUAACGUCGUGUCAGCUGCAGCGCUGGCUGCUCAGCUCUGGGAGGCAAUGAUCUGCUUUACUGAUGAGGUCGAAUAUCUUUGGAGGGGCCACAUCUGUACUGUCAAAAUGGUGUACGGUUGUUCGCGUUAUGUGCUCCUCCUUGGGCAAAUCGUGAUUCAAGCUCUUUCUAUAACCCUGCACUUUCAUCAACAGUCGGAGCAGCAGACCUUUUGCCAUAUGAAGCUGAUCUGCCAAACAAUAUGGACCCAAAUUGGAACGUUGCUUUUGGAACUGGUCAUUAUUCUCAGAGUUUAUGCACUCUAUGGCCGGCAUCCCGUAGCAAAAUGGUGUCUCUCUCUGCUCUUCAUCGUCUCAGCAACCCUAGAAGUAUGGGGAAGCGCCAUAUUUAUCGAUAAAGUAUCUCAUCUGCGCGGAUGUGUGUCCAUCAGGGCCGAGCGUAUUAGUAUAUAUCUCUUUGGAAUCGGCGUCGGAUUUAUACAGAUCAGUACAGUCGCUGCAACUAUAAUAGGAUUGAUUACCCGGUAUCUAUCUGGAAAGUCGCAUACACCUCUAGCAUCUAUGGUGCUAAGCCAGGGAGUGAUGACCUUUUUCAUAGUCCUAGCUCUAGUGGGUACUUUGACCGUUUUCUCUUUUGUUCGUGACCUUGAUGGGCAGAAUGGGGAUUCUAUUUUGUCGUGGUACAUCGCAGUUGUAUCGAUUGUUACUUGCCGACUGAUACUACGCAUGCGGAAAUUGUCAACUUCUGAUGAUUCAGGGACUUCGGGUGCCGAAUCGGAUUACUUUGAGUUGACUGUACUUACUGGAUCGCUUUAUACUUCCACGACUCUUUAUCACGCAACUGACGUCGUUAAGAGAGAGCAUAUCGACGAAAUACCGCCCGAAGAAGUCAGGGAGAUGGAAGAGGACUUUGAAAAACUUAAAAAAAUGAAAAAUAUAAAAAUCAAGAGAGAUAAAAACCGGGAGUUCUUGCUCAGUACUAUACGCGACCGCUUGAAGCCCAUCGGGCUGGAUUUGUUCAACAUCACUCUUGACAAGGAACGAAUCGACCUGAUAGUUCCACGUGCGUUCCUUCACGCGACCUAUGGUGGAAGUCCAAUGCAAAUUUUUCCUCGAAUUGGCCCAAAGUUUCUGAAGAUUCAUGGGUUAAACGACUUCAUGUACCUCAGCCCCUUGUUCCAGCCAGAAGCACCUCAGGUCCCCGGAGCACCCGGCUUAUACCUUGACUCACAUCCACCACAGGGAAGCAAGAAAGGUCAGUGGGCUAAGCUCAUGCGCGUCUUUACCAAGAUUUCCGACAGCCCCAGCAAAUCGCAAUACAUGGGCCAAUAUCAAAUAUGUUCGUGUAAGUCGUUAACGAAGGACGAAUGGGCCAUCCAAUCAGCCGCGGCGAAACAUAUUGCAAAUGAUGCUUGGGGACUUGACGUCUGCGCGCGUGUUCUGUGGAGGAAGGAAUUUGGUCGUGAACCUACUGCAGCUGAAGUUGAUAGGGCGUACGCCCGUCUGGCAAAUAAAUCGGCAAAGCCCGCACCUGAGGAGAUCCAAGCUGCAUAUCUCAAGGGCGAAGAGAAAAUGGGUGUCUACACCAUGAAGUGUGUCGGAUAUGACAGCAAGUUUCAAAUCGAGACCUACAAGAAAUUUCAGACCUGGGUGCCUCCUCCACCAAAGGAAAGGCCACAAAAGCCAAUAGAAGGAGAAAAAGGGUCUAUCAAAUCCAAUAUUGCCACUAAAAAGCGAAAAGUGGCAUCUACCGACCCAAAUUCGAGAAGAAAGAGAAAGCGUAAAAAUGAUGAGGAGGAGGGAGAGAAGGAGGAUGACGACGUACAAGAAGCCGAGUACCGCCAAACUUAUGGUUCUGAAGAAGACAUGGACUUCGAACUGGAGACACUGAUAUAUAGAUCUAGGGGGACACGCUCGCGUCCUAUACGCCUGUAG